UAUUCUCAUUUAAGAAUAUUGAAGUUAAUGUUGGACGUCGAUCGUCGGGUUGUGUUUUCCGUUGUGAACGCUACACCUGCGUGGUAGUGUUCGAGUUACAGCCCUAUACAAACUUAAAAUCCCUAAUAAUGGUCGAUAUUGAGUUAAAUGAAACCAGUGACAAUAAGGUGACUGCAGUUACCAAUGGCGACUUGUCAAAAGGAGAUUCUUUGAGCAAGUCGGAAGAUGUUCAAGAUGAAACGCCUUACACAGUUAAGAUAAUUCCAACCCAUUCAGAUCCUUUCGAGUUACAAGUGAGCUCUUUUGAGCUCGUUCAAGAAAUCCAUCGUGUGUUAAUGGAUCGAGAAGAAACAUGCAGUUGCACUUGCUUUUCUUUGGUUCUAAACGGUCAGACACUAGAUAUGUUUGCAGAGUUAAAGUCAGUCGAUGGUUUGGCUGAUGGCGUCGAACUGAAAGUUGUGGAAGAGCGCUAUAGUGUUCGUGAAGCCAAAAAUCAUGUUCGACAUAUCCAUGAUCUCCUUCAUUCAGUCGAGCCUAACGAUGCAUACGCAGGUAGAGAACAGAUGUCCCUAUCAUUUGUCAAUUCAGUAGCGGGAGAGCUAGAACGCAAACAUUUCCCUACUCGGUUAGAUAUGCGCAUUGAUUUCAUACCACCUGAAUAUGUUAUGCCCGGUUUUGGUGCAAACACCAACCUCCCAUUAUUGCCUUUACAUCCUUUGGAUCGUGAUGGAAAGCCAGUUAAGUGCGUUCGCCAACUUAAUUAUAGUAAUUGGAACCCUCCACCACCUGCAAGACGACUCUUAGGAGAUCUGAUUUAUUUAUUCUUUCAUACGUUAGAGGACAAAAAGUACCAUAUAACUGCUUGUCCCAGAGGGUUUUAUGUAAAUAUGUCUACGGAUGAUCAGUUUAAUCCCCACCCCAUACAACAUGCUUAUGUGGCACAUUCUCUGAUCGAUCUCCUGCGUCAACUUAGCCCAGGAUUCAAGCGCAAUUUUGAGUCCCUUUUAAAAAAUCGAGCUGCUAAACAUCCAUUUGAACGUGUUCCGACUCCGUAUCAAGUUCAUUCCUGGUUAGCGCCACUAGUUGAACAUUCCCCAGAUUCUGUAAGAAAAGAAGAAGCGUUUUCUUCUCGCAUGGCGUGCGAAGAAAAUUUGCCCGGUCAAACUAGGGACUGGAACGAAGAGCUACAAGUUACGCGUGAACUUCCACAGACACGUCUUACAGAGCGGCUACUUAGAGAUCGUGCUAUUUUCAAAUCAAACAGUGAUUUUGUUGCUGCAGCAACUCGUGCUGCUGUUAGCGUAGUAAAUGGAGAUAUUAUGGCUAUUAACCCAGGAGAAACACGUAAACAACAAAUGUUUAUAUGGAAUAAUAUGUUUUUCUCACUUGGAUUUGAUGUUAAAGAUCAUUACAAACAUUUCGGCGGUGAAUAUGCCGCAUAUGCUGCCACAUCUAGUGAUUUGUGUGGAGUACGUGCAUAUUCGAUGCUAGAUCAACCUGGACUGUAUACUCUUGGGACAGCUAUUAUUGAUUACCGUGGUUUUCGCGUUACCGCUCAAACAAUCAUACCAGGUAUUUUGGAGAAAGAACAAGAACAGUUAGUUGUUUAUGGUUCAAUUGAUUUUGGUAAGACAGUGCUCACCGAUAAACGUUAUGAAGAGUUAUUGUCUAAAACGGCUAAACAAUUGAAAAUCAAGCCACACAAGGUUGUCAAUCAGUCAGGUGAUGCAAUACAGUUAUAUUCAUCUGUGGAUUGUAAAGGAAUUGUUGGAAAUGAUAAUCGAACUUAUAUUCUGGAUUUACUACGUACUUUCCCACCAGAUCUAAACUAUUUAGAUAAUGGUAGUGAUAUACGACCUCAAUUGUCUCCUGAAUUGGUGAAAUUAGGUUAUCCUUAUCAACACCGACAUAUGUUGGCGACUUUAAGACAAGAGUUGAUCGAGGCAUUUUUUGACCAUCGUUAUGAAAAGUUUCUACGUCUGGCUGCUCUAGAGAUUCAGAAGGGUAAAUCUUCCUUAAAAGGUGAAUGUGAUGAUCAGGAUGCUGCUAGUGUGCAAAAUGGACAAGCUAACUGUUCAAACACUAAUGAUGAUCCCUUAUCUCCCAAAGAUAGUCUAAUUACAACCAAACACCAAAUAGACCACCAUGAUGUUACUGGACACUCCAGUAAUGCUUUGAACUCAGGGAUUGGGACAAUAAAGUCUCCAAGCAAGAAUCAAUCAGAUGAUUUAAGCCUGAUGAAAAGAUUACUAGAAGAUGAUCAAGACACACAAAAAAAUGACGUAAUUCGAGAAGCUAUCCGCAAAGCAGCAGCAGCUGUCGGUUCUCUGAGUACAGAUCGUUUUGAGCUUACAUUCAAUCCUGAUAUUUAUCAGAAAUUUGUCAAAUUUUGUGAUUCAGAAGAACAAUCACUAACAGUUGAUCAAGAACUAGUAUGCAGUGCUUGCGAAUUUCUGGUUUUAAAACAAAUUCCAGCAUUUGUUAGAGACGCGUUAAAUUUGUGUAUCACUCCGCAAGAUGGUAGAGCUUUGAUAGAGUUAAUGCAUCAGCGUGGCAUUAAUGUGCGUUAUUUGAAUCGUGUAAUCGAAUCAGUCAGUAUUCACCAGUCGUUAGGUUAUCUCAAAAAAAUGGCUAUUUGCGAAGUCUUGUUACGGUCUGCAAAACAUUUAUUUAAAACAUAUCUUCAAGAUGUUGAUCCUAUGCUUCUUUCUGUUGGGGUUGCUCAUUUUCUCAACUGUUUUCUAACAGCAUGUCCUAAUCUUACACCGUUACUUGGGAUUGAUGAGCAAGUCCUCAAACUGAAUCGUAAUAAAAAGAAUAAGAAGAAAUUGAAAAAUCUUCGUGAAUCACCAGAAGAAAUGGCAUGGCUUAAUGAAACACAUUCCAGUUUAUGGUCUGAAAUAAUUAAAGAAGCUAAGGAAUAUUAUCAUUAUCAAAUAACUGCGUUAGACAUUGAUGAAUUCUGUAAGAUUUAUGAAGUUCAACGUAUUCAGCUUCUUAGAACAUUUUGUACAUCUGUUGGUAUUCAGCUACUUUUACGCGAGUAUAAUCUCAAUCUGCCGAAUGGUGCUAAACAUCAUCAAAAACCGGUAUUUAAUACUGAAGAUAUAAUAUCUCUUUAUCCAAUAGUGAAACAUUUACAUCCUCAUGCAACUGAUGCUUAUCAUUAUUUUACAACUGGUCAAGCUCGAAUUUCUGCUGGUCAUCUUCAAGAAGGAUUUGAGUUAAUUAAUGAAGCUUUAAGUCUUCUGAAUGGUGUAUAUGGUCCUCUUCAUCCUGAUAUUGGUGCUUGUAAUCGUCUUUUAGCUCGUUUAUCAUAUGUCAUGGGUGAACAUGAAGCUGCAUUAUUAUUUCAGCAUCGUGCUACAAUGAUUAGUGAACGUGUACACGGAAUUGAUAAUCCGAAUACAGCUACUGAAUAUAUACAUUUCUCACUUUAUGUAUUCGCUUGUGGACAUAUAUCUACUGCUUUACAAUUACUUUAUCGAGCUCGUUACAUAGCACUCUUAUGCCAUGGUGAAUGUCAUCCUGAAAUAACACAAAUAGACACUAAUAUCGGUUUAAUGUUACAGUUGGUUGGUGAAUUAGAUUUGGCUUUAAUCUUUUUCGAGAAUGCAUUAUCUUUAAUUAAAUUAUUUUAUGGUGAACGAAAUUUGAAAGAAGCUUUCACUUGUCAUUUAAUCAGUCUUACGUAUACCUAUCGCGGCGAUUUUCGUACUGCUCUUGAUUAUGAAAAACGUCGUUUUCUAAUAUACAAAGAACGUUUAGGUCCAGAUAGCGAUUAUACUAAAGAUAGUGAUGAAUGUUUGCGACAACUUACCCAACAAGCUGUGACAAUUGCACGUAAAGUAGCUGAACUCACAGCAACUGCCUCCACAACAAAGUCAAUUGGAAGUGGUGAUUCUUCUUCGUCCACUGGUCAUUUGAAUUCACAUUCAACUAACAAUCAUCUUUCUAUCAGUGAAUCACUUGUUGCUAAGGCAGUUUUAUCAAAUGCAUUCUGUGGUGGUGUUAAUGGGAAUGUCAACGCUACUGGGGGUAGUGGUGGUUCAUUAACUUUGCCUAUGCCAACUGUUUCUUCAAUUUUAGAAACUCUCAAUCGUGUAAAUGGAAUAUUAGUUAUACAAAUAAGAGGAAAAGAUGACAAUCAACAUGGUCACAAAGAAGAUAAAAAUCUGUCAAGUAAUAAAUCUGAUCUUACAGAAUCCCAUGUUGUUAUAUGUGAUAAAAUUCGGCAGUCCAAAAAUGAUAUCCAUCUGUUGACAUCAUCUAAUGAUAAUAAAUCGUCGAAAUCUUUUCCCACCUCAUUAAAUAAUAGUGAUGUGAACAAACCUGUAAUUCCAGUAUUGUAGAGUAACGUUGGUGUUUUGAAUUGAUUUAACUUACUAAUAAUGAUUAUCAAUUAAUUAUUAUUAUUUUAAGAAUGAAAUAUAAAAACAAAUUAAGAACAGAAUAUCUCCAAUUGUUAUGGAAAUUAGCCGUAUACAAUAUCCCUUUAAUCAUCUCAAUUAUAUUUCUAUAAUUGCUUUAGGACGAAUGAAUACAAAUAAGAAUUCAAUUCAAAACGUUGUUUGUUUUUCGUGUUGCAUACAUAUAUAAUUUUAGUUCAGUAAAUACCAAAAUUACUACAAUAUAAUUAAACUCUUGUUGUAUACUAACUAUUAGUCUUCCUAUUUUCUUUUUUUUCCUAUAUACAUAUACAUUGUGUUUAUAAUUUAUGUAUCAUAGUUUAGAUGAACAUUCUUAGUUACAUAAUAAUGUCUUUUGUAUACGUUGACUGAAAAAAGAAGUUUUGUACACAUUACACUUGUAUUAUUACUGUUUUGUCUUAAUGCAUAUUUACAUAUAUAAAUGUACGUAGAUUAAAUUUCAUAGUUUUGGUGUAUGUGUGUGCAAAAACUUAUUUCAAUAAAAUCACAUUAGUUUGUAGAUUAGUUAAGUAAUUCUGCCCAUUUUUGCAUUUUAAAAGAAUAUUCAGUUUUACAUCUUUUGUUUCUUAAAUAAAAUACAUAAUCCGGGAUGUC
Molecule: messenger RNA, 5024 nt
Organism: Schistosoma bovis
Lineage: Eukaryota; Metazoa; Platyhelminthes; Trematoda; Strigeidida; Schistosomatidae
Source: the annotation of a GenBank genome assembly